Messenger RNA from Silurus meridionalis, 5644 nucleotides. It is a transcript of the gene prkceb, whose product is annotated as protein kinase C, epsilon b. Gene Ontology annotation, molecular function: diacylglycerol-dependent serine/threonine kinase activity; ATP binding. Gene Ontology annotation, biological process: protein phosphorylation. The record is from RefSeq and is a predicted model, not a curated record. Bases 595 to 2826 code for a protein of 743 amino acids. The transcript is spliced from 15 exons. Lineage: Eukaryota; Metazoa; Chordata; Actinopteri; Siluriformes; Siluridae.
CACACACACACACACACACACACGCACAGCUGGGAGGAGGGGGGAAGAGGCAGGGCUGCAGGAAACCGAGCACCGAUGAACAGCUCAACGGCCCGGGAAAGCUGAAGAAGAGCCAACGGAAACGGCACCUAUCCUCUUCCCUGAAGCCUUUUCCUCUCAUCAGCUGGACGUGUGUGAUAGAAAGCGUUCCCAGAUGCCCGGAGGACAAGCUGGACUCUGUCCCGAGGAGCUCCGGCCUGGGGAGGAAUAGCAAGGAGAGGAUUUGUCCCCCCGAUGAGCUCCAAAUCGGGCAUGUUUUCGCUCUCAUGCUGAGCUCUUGGUUGCGGAAUCCCCCCCUUAUGUGAAGAUCGUUCUGUUUCCUUGAGAUUGUUUUUUUUUUCUUCUUCUGCCACUUAAUUAUUAUUUUGAUUCUCGUCGACAAGAAGUGAAACCCUACAACACUGUAAGUGAUUCAGGUGGGAGAUUGUGUUUGCCCCCUUUUUUAAUCCCAAAUCGACCCUUUUUUCCUGCAGCCGCCCUGUUGAACAGAGUACCACCGUGACCGGGGGGAUUAAAGGUGCGGUCAGAGGAACCGACUACCUUAAUCACGCCACCAUGGUGGUCUUCAACGGGCUGCUGAAGAUAAAGAUCAUUGAGGCACUGGACCUGAAACCGACAGCCUGGUCUUUGAGGCACGCCGUGGGACCGAAAGCGCAGAGCUUCCUGCUGGACCCGUACAUCGCACUCAACGUGGACGACUCACGCGUGGGUCAGACGUGCACCAAGGCGAAAACCAACAGUCCUGCGUGGCACGACGAGUUCGUCGCAGAGGUGCGCGACGGCCACAAGAUCGAGCUCUCGGUGUUUCAUGACGCGCCCAUUGGCUAUGACGACUUUGUGGCCAACUGCACCAUCCAGUUCGAGGACCUGCUGCAGAACGGCAGUAAGCACUUCGAGGACUGGAUUGAUUUGGAGCCAGAGGGAAAGGUGUACGUCAUCAUAGAUUUAUCUGGAUCGUCCAGUGAAGCAGGCAGCUUUAAGAAUGAGGAGAGAGUGUUUCGAGAGCGUAUGCGGCCCAGGAAAAGGCAGGGAGCAGUGCGGAGGAGAGUGCAUCAGGUCAACGGCCACAAGUUCAUGGCCACCUACCUGAGACAACCCACUUACUGUUCACACUGCCGCGAAUUCAUCUGGGGUGUUCUAGGAAAGCAGGGCUAUCAGUGUCAAGUGUGCACAUGUGUGGUUCACAAACGCUGUCAUGAGCUUAUCAUAACCAAAUGUGCAGGACUAAAGAAACAGGAGGACACAGCGGAGGAGGUGGGCUCUCAGCGCUUCAGUGUGAACAUGCCCCAUAAAUUCAGCAUUCACAACUACAAAGUGCCCACAUUCUGUGACCACUGUGGUUCGUUACUGUGGGGGUUGAUGAGGCAAGGACUGCAGUGCAAAGUGUGUAAGAUGAAUGUACACAGACGCUGUGAAAGCAAUGUAGCUCCAAACUGUGGCGUCAAUGCACGGGGCAUUGCUAAAGUGCUGUCUGACCUCGGAGUGACGCCUGAUAAAAUCUCCAGCAGCGCACAGAGGAGGAAAAAGAUUAGCCAAGGUGCAGACCCUCAGCCUCUGCCAAUAUCUCCACAAACAGAAGAGGAUCGUUCCAAAUCAGCGCCCACUUCACCGUGUGACCAGGACAUAAAAGAUCUGGAGAACAUCAGGAAAGCGUUGUCUUUUGAUCACCGCGGGGAGGAGCUGAAAGCAGAGCCAGCUUCAUCUCAGAAUGAGGGCUCCUCAGAGGAGACAGGGGAGGGCCGAGAGAAUGGGGAAGUGAAGUUAAUGCAGUCUAAAAGAAUGACCCUGGAUGACUUCAACUUCAUCAAAGUACUUGGCAAAGGCAGCUUUGGCAAGGUGAUGCUGGCUGAGCUCAGAGGCACAGAUGAGGUUUAUGCAGUAAAGGUGCUGAAGAAAGACGUGAUCCUGCAGGAUGAUGAUGUGGAUUGCACUCUUACAGAGAAACGCAUUCUAGCUCUUGCCAGAAAACACCCUUACCUUACCCAGCUUUUCUGCUGCUUCCAGACCAAGGAUCGUUUGUUCUUCGUGAUGGAGUAUGUGAAUGGAGGGGAUCUAAUGUUCCAAAUCCAGCGUUCACGUAAAUUCGACGAAGCACGCUCUCGUUUUUAUGCCGCCGAGGUUACCUCUGCUCUCAUGUUUCUCCAUCGGAACGGGGUCAUUUACAGAGACCUCAAACUGGAUAACAUCCUGUUGGAUGCUGAGGGCCACUGCAAACUUGCCGAUUUUGGCAUGUGCAAGGAGGGCAUUCUGGAUGGCAUCACCACCACCACAUUCUGCGGUACACCCGACUACAUCGCACCUGAGAUCCUGCAGGAGCUGGAGUACGGCCCAUCAGUGGACUGGUGGGCCCUGGGUGUGCUCAUGUACGAGAUGAUGGCAGGCCAGCCACCAUUUGAAGCUGAUAAUGAGGAUGACCUGUUUGAGUCCAUCCUCCAUGAUGACGUGCUGUAUCCAGUGUGGCUGAGCAAAGAGGCAGUUAGCAUCCUUAAGGCGUUCAUGACGAAGAGCCCCAAUAAACGGCUUGGCUGUGUGGUGUCACAGGGCCUGGAGGAAGCCAUUAAAGUGCAUCCGUUCUUUAAAGAGAUUGACUGGGCAAUGCUGGAACAGAGGAAAAUUAAGCCACCUUUCAAACCCCGAAUUAAAACCAAGCGGGACGUCAAUAACUUCGACCAAGACUUCACACGUGAAGAGCCUGUGCUUACUCCCGUAGACGAUGCCAUCAUCAAACAGAUCAAUCAAGACGAGUUUAAAGGUUUCUCCUACUUUGGUGAGGAGUGCCUGUCCUAGGAUUUAACAAUUGAAUCUCCUGCAUUUUCUCCAUCUGCUACAAAGUGGUGUUGUUCACCUUUAUGAACUGAAUGAAGACCAUCUACAGUGUGGGUUUACAUGUCUAUAUAAAAGCUGCUCAUGCAGCUUUUUUUCUUGAGUUACAGAUUCUAUAGGAUUUUUAUUUUGAAGAACAUAGAGUCUUUCAGCAAAAAAAGACAAUGCAAGUCUAUACAAUUAUACACACACACACAUACACACACACACAUACACACACUCAUGUGCAAACACACAGUAAUGGAAAUGUAUGCCUGAAACAGAAACCCUGUUCAGAGUCAACAUUAUAAAGAAGCUUAAGUACUUCACUCCAACAAUGAUUAUAAUAAUAACUUUCAUUAUUAUUAUAUUAUCAGCUGGGCGGAUUUAUGGAGGAGUACCCUACAAUUAUUUGAAGCUUUAAAGGUUCACAAGCAGCUUGUCUUAGUUUCUUCUGGAAUCAGUUGUUAUUAGAUAUGUGGACGUAGUGUUAGACCUCAGAUACCAGUUGAGAAUCUGCACUAGCCUUGUAUACAGUGGGGUCCAAAAGUAUAGAAUCCACAUUAAAAGUUUGGGAUUUUCUCCAACAUUAUUAAUAAACCAGAAAUAACCAGAAUUUUAAAUGUAAAUGCAAAUGUAUAAUGUUGAUCAUUUUAUCUCAAGGUCAGAUUUUCAUCAUGUCUAAUCUCUUCGAUUGAAGUGUGUGUGCAGGCUACACUCAGUGGAUUCAACUUUUUGCCCAAGAAUUAUUAUAAUAGUUUAAUACAACUAAACACCACUUUUGGACCCCAUUGUUGAUGGGGGAAAGGGUCUAACAUGUCAACAAUAUUUAGCAAAAAAACAUAUUUCUACUGCAGCUAUUCACAUGACAUGACCAACUUAUUCCACAAAUUAGUUAAACCUACCAGUGCUAUACGGAAUUAAAUAAGCUAAACUGGUGUAUGGUGUUAGGUUAGUAUUUAGUAGAGCAGAGGCGCUGGCUACCAAAUAAUAAACAUUCCUAUAUGAAUCACUGGGGCCAAUAAUAGGGAAGGAAUAUAUUUUGGCCAACCAAUGCAUCGGAGCUCCUUAUAAGAUUUGUGGCCAGGCAAUCAGAUCGUCAGAGCCUAAAAGUCAUGGAAGUAGCGAAGUACACUCAUCACAAAAAACACGGUGGAUACUCACAGAAAACACAAAAAACAUGAUGCACCAGGUUUGGAGGAGUAAAAGACAAAAAAUACCAAAUGUACAGAGAGUUUAAGAAAGGAAUGCAUCACAGCAUUGGGCUGAUUCUUUUUUCUCAUGGUUCCAACAAAAAUGAUUAAAGGGAAGAUAAAUGGAGCCAUGUACUGGAAAGAAUCUUUUGCCAUUCACCAGGAUAUGUGACGAUCCAAAAGAUACUUUAUAGGAGACUCGCAAUGGCUCGGUCUUUCACCAGAUUUAAACUUGAUAGAAAAAAAAUGUUUUGAAGAAAUUGAUGAUAGAGUUUUCAGAGUUUAAUGACUGUCUGUGGAGUAGAACGGGCCAAAUCCCAGAGAUCUUUCUUCAUACAGAACUGCUUCUCCAGCUUUAAAGAAAAGGCUUCUCCUCCAGUUUUUAAAUACAUUUCAGUUUCCUGUUUCAAAGCUCAAUCAUUUUUUCUGUUUCGUUCCACUUUAUUGCAGGCAAAAUAUCCUUUAUUUCAAACUGUCUUAAAGCUUUGCACUGUAAGGGAGGAGAAGUGGACAUUUUGCAAAAAAUUGUUUUCAAUCAGAGUGCUUUCCAUAAAAUCCAUAAAAUUCGAAUGUUUUGACAUGUCCAAGCUCUGACCUGGUGGACCAACAGAAUCUAAAUGAUAAAAAGGAUGAUGAAUGAAUCUAUAUAGUGGGAAGAAUCUUUCGCUAUUCACAAGGAGACUCUUAAUUGCCCGGCCCUUCACCAGAUUUAAACCCAAUAGAAAUGUUUUGAAGGAAGGGUUUUCAAGGUUUAAUGACUGUGUGAAGUAAAAUGGACCAAAUCCCACUUUAUUGCACAUGACUUUUUAAAAAUUCUUAGCUUUGUUGUUUUAUUCCAUUAAUACCCAUGUGUCUAAAUUUCCUGUGAAUAGCUGCAUUGGAAACAAGAUUAAUAAAACGUGUUGAAUGCUUUUUCCAAAUAUUCAGUAGGUGUAUAUAAUAUACACGCACACUACAUGCACUACAUCAGAGCCAGUAUACAGACUUCUGGUCCUGGUACUAAUGGAAUCAAGUGUUGGAUCUGAGGCUGUACUUGACUUCAUCUGCAAUGUAGCGCCUUCCUUUCUCUAUUUGAUCACCAAAACCAAAUGUAGGCAAACUACAAUUAAAGGUGUAGCUUGUUUAGUUUGUGUUAAAUUCAGGGGGAUAAAUCUGAAAGAAUCCAGAAAAAUCUGCCAGUGUAUAUUUGAUUGGCUGGUAGGAGAAUUUCUGAGCCUCCUUUCUGAUCACCUUGUGGUUACUCUUAGAAGCUUUGACUUUGCCAUUCAAAGUGUUUUUUUCGUUUGUGCGAGUGAUCUUGAGAGGACAAGUGCCUCAUGAGAGUAUUGAGUGUAUUAAAUGUAUUUAUUUUUUUUAUUAUUAUUACUGGGCUGUCUUAUUGUUAGUUGAAUAAAUUUUCUUCAUUGAACCAAGGCUCAGGAUUGUGAAUGAGAAAUCAGUACCUGUUCAUGUCCGUCUAUAAAACAUGUCCUGUAUAUAAAAUCUAAGGCCUAAAUAAUGGCCUUACCUGUUGCAUGGUCAUAAAAACAACAAUAUAAUUACUAGAAUAUGAGUAUGAGUAAGUUACUGUCCAUGUGCAAUAAACUGUUUAUGGGUGUCUCAUCUGCAAA